Molecule: messenger RNA, 1299 nt
Organism: Scaptodrosophila lebanonensis
Lineage: Eukaryota; Metazoa; Arthropoda; Insecta; Diptera; Drosophilidae
Product: serine/threonine-protein phosphatase 2A 56 kDa regulatory subunit alpha isoform-like
Exons: 2
Coding region: 38-1234 (398 amino acids)
Biological process (GO): signal transduction
Cellular component (GO): protein phosphatase type 2A complex
Molecular function (GO): protein phosphatase regulator activity
Source: RefSeq, a predicted model, not a curated record
UUAGAUAUUCGAAAUCAAAAGUAAUUCUUCGCUCCCCAUGUCGAAUUUGGAAGAAACCAGUGAGUCAGCGAGUCAGUCGUCGGAGUCCUUGCAAGUGGUUCCGGGCAAAAUAGAGGAUGAGAGACUGAAUAGUUUUCUAGCGAAGGUAAUCGAGGGCUCGAUACCACCUGAAAUGUGCCCCUCACUGCUCGAACUCUACGAGACUAUUCUUCUUUCUGAUAUCCCGGCCAAGAAGUACAGCCCGAAACCCGAUGUCGGCAAAACUGAAACUGAAUGCAUUCCAAAUCAGGAGGCUUAUUUAACCAAAGGAGCGGUUCACUCGUUGCUUACUAGGAUGCUAAUGGAGGAGAAUUUCAAUUAUUCGUUGUAUGCUUAUGCGCUUAACAAGCGGUUUAUGGAUAAAAUGUUUGAGCUUUUCCGAUCGCCAGACUAUCGGGAGCGAGGAAGUGUUACGCUGGAACUCAAUAUCAUAUACCAGCACUGUGAACCGUUGCGUGUCCCAAUGUUUAGUCGUGUUAAAAACGACCUGAUGGACUAUCAACAGAUGGUUUCAUUUUCGCAGGAUUACAAUACUGUUGCUGCCAUGUUGAACCUCUUGAGCGAUAUGUUGCUAAUGGAAGAGCCUUUGCCGCCGGGUGAGCCUGCAAAAUUGCUCUCGAGUGUACUUCUGCCCCUUCACAAGCAUCCGCACCUGACGAUCUUCCAGGCUGAGCUUGUCGAUGCCAUUGUCCACUGUGAGUUACGAGAAAAUUCAUUUGGUCCAGUCAUUGCUAAAUAUUUUCUCAUAAAAUGGCCGCACACUGCGGUGGAGGAGCGCUCAACAUUCGACUUUUUUGUCUGUGUAAUGAAGAAAAUGCCGUUUGUGUGGAUAGAUCCGAUAGUUAAUCUAUUUUUUCGUCGUCUAACUCACUGCUUGAUCUCACACUGCGAGGUGGUGCAUGAGACGGCCUGGAACUUUACGGAAACGGGCUUUGGCCACAACAUGACACAACAGUAUGAAGAUGAGUUUUUGGAGGUAGUCCUUUCAAAACUUAUUAAGCCAUCCAUUGAACAUUGGUCGCGUAAGGUGCGCUGCAAUUUGGGCUUAAUGUUGGCCAGAAUAGAUCAAGACGAAAGAUUGAAACUAUUCACCGACCAUGGUCACGAAUAUUGGCCCAAUACCCACAAGUUAAGGCACAACGAUUUCGAAUAUCCCAAUGAGCUGCCAAGUGAUUUUUAUUUUAAUUCGGAUUAAUCAUGCCGGAUAAAACUGUUCUAUUGUCUUUCUCUAUAGUACAUAUUUUUAAUCAAAAUAAUGUU